Molecule: messenger RNA, 510 nt
Organism: Arabis nemorensis
Lineage: Eukaryota; Viridiplantae; Streptophyta; Magnoliopsida; Brassicales; Brassicaceae
Source: the annotation of a GenBank genome assembly
AUGGCUUCACUUUCACUGGUGCGUAGAUACGUCUUCGUUUUAAAUUUCUUCAUACUCUUAAAGUUCGAAGAAACAUUUUCUUCAAGAUUAGUGAGAUCUCCGGCUAAAGUAGCUGAGAUUGGAGCCGAUGAUUAUCCAUCUACGGGUCGUAAUUCACCGGUCCACGACCUCGGUUUCCCCGACUUCCCGUCUUUUCAAGAAGCAAUUGUGGCACCACCACCACCUCCGCCUGAUCUGCCUCUCCUUCCGACGCCAGCUCCGCUUGAUCUGCCUCUCCUUCAGCCGCCACCUCCGCUUGAUCUGCCUCUCCUUCCGCCGCCACCACCAUCGCCAUUUCUCGGUCUUGAGGGACCUCCUAGGGUUCCAGUACCAGUUUGGCCUUCUCUCCCAGCAUUCAUGCCCUUUCCGUUCAUAGAUCAGCCCCCUCCUUCCGAACCCUUUGUUCCAAGAUUCGACGAGUCCGAUAAUGUGAUGCCUUCUAGUCCAAGUAACCCUCUAGGGUUUCCAUAA